ACGGGCCCCAGGUCAUAUAAAGCGAUCAAAUCUCAAUUUGGACAAACCCGCUCUGUUCACGUGAAUUAGUUUUAUGAUCUAUUUAUUAACUUUUUGUGUAACGUUAGCUGUCAAUGGAGGGACAGAAAGCUCUCAGAUCAACAAACGAUCUUCAAUUGUGUUCCGUAGGUUUGGAAUGACAUGAGGCGGAAGUUUUGUUCUCGCACUUCCCGGAAGUUCUCCCCAACUGUUUUCGCUGCCAGAGGGGAUCUGUGUGCAAAAAUGGCGACGUCUCGUCGCACUACCCAGCAGCAACAACAACAAAACUUAUCCUCCCCACCAAGACCCGACUCCAGUCCCCUCACGCCUCUGCAAUCACCCACCGACACCGGCUGCCUUGCAGUUGGUGGGGAGCCGGAGAGCAUCAGGGAACCGGAGAUCACUGCAGAUAUUCCCGCUCCGCUCCUCAGCACUAGCAGCAGCAGCUCCGGCUCGAGCAGCACUAGCUCGUCUACCACCGGCGGGGGCAGUAGUGCGGGCUCCACUCCCGACUCCGGUAGUACCAGUCCUGGAGGCAGUGGUUGUGGGACGAGUGGGGCUUUCAGGGAGCUGUUUGAGGCCUGCAGGAAUGGGGACGUGUCCCGGGUGAAGAAACUGGUUGAUUCGGUCAAUGUAAACGCUAAGGACAUGGCUGGGCGCAAGUCCACCCCACUUCACUUCGCUGCAGGUUUUGGAAGGAAAGAUGUUGUGGAGCAUCUCCUGCAGGCGGGGGCAAACGUACACGCGCGAGACGACGGAGGAUUGAUCCCGCUGCACAACGCCUGUUCCUUCGGUCACGCUGAAGUGGUCAGCUUGCUGCUCUGUCAGGGAGCCGAUUCCAACUCCAGAGACAACUGGAAUUACACUCCGCUCCAUGAAGCUGCCAUUAAGGGCAAAAUUGACGUAUGCAUUGUUCUGCUCCAGCACGGCGCCGAUCCCAACAUCCGCAACACCGACGGCAAGUCUGCCCUGGACCUGGCUGACCCGUCCGCUAAAGCUGUUCUCACCGGUGAAUACAAGAAGGACGAACUCUUGGAAGCUGCGAGGAGCGGAAAUGAAGAGAAGCUCAUGGCCCUGCUAACGCCAUUAAACGUCAACUGCCACGCCAGCGAUGGCCGUAAGUCGACAUCUCAAAAAAUGCUGUCCACUCCUUUGCAUCUGGCAGCCGGAUACAACAGAGUUCGAAUCGUUCAACUUCUCCUACAACAUGGCGCAGAUGUUCACGCUAAAGACAAAGGUGGUCUUGUUCCUCUGCACAACGCCUGUUCAUAUGGACACUAUGAGGUUACAGAGCUACUGCUGAAGCAUGGGGCGUGCGUCAAUGCCAUGGACCUCUGGCAGUUCACCCCUUUGCACGAGGCUGCCUCCAAGAAUCGCGUGGAGGUUUGUUCCCUGUUGCUGAGUCACGGAGCCGACCCCACGCUAGUCAACUGCCAUGGGAAGAGUGCGGUGGACAUGGCCCCGACCCCUGAACUCAAAGAGAGGCUCACAUACGAGUUUAAGGGCCACUCUCUUCUUCAGGCGGCACGGGAAGCAGACAUGACCAAGGUGAAGAAGAGCCUAGCUUUAGAGAUCAUCAACUUCAAGCACCCACAGACGCACGAGACGGCACUGCACUGUACGGUAGCUUCGCCUCACCCCAAACGAAAACAGGUCACUGAACUGCUGCUACGGAAAGGAGCCAAUGUCAAUGAGAAGAACAAAGACUUCAUGACACCUCUCCAUGUGGCAGCAGAACGGGCGCACAACGACAUCAUGGAGGUCCUGCAGAAACACGGGGCGAAGAUGAAUGCUGUUGACACUCUGGGUCAGACGGCGUUGCACCGGGCGGCUCUGGCUGGACACUUGCAGACUUGUAGGAUGCUGUUGACUUAUGGAGCUGACCCCACCAUCGUCUCUCUGCAGGGAUUUACAGCUGCACAGAUGGGCAAUGAAGCUGUACAGCAGAUCCUCAAUGAAAACAUUCCAGUGAGGAACUCAGAUGUGGAUUAUAGACUCUUAGAAGCAGCAAAAGCAGGAGACUUGGACACUGUGAAGCAACUUUGCUCCCCUCAGAAUGUGAACUGUCGAGACCUGGAGGGUCGUCACUCCACGCCGCUCCACUUUGCCGCUGGCUACAACCGCGUGGCCGUGGUCGAGUACCUCCUGCACCACGGCGCUGAUGUCCACGCCAAAGACAAAGGAGGUUUGGUGCCGCUACAUAACGCCUGCUCGUAUGGCCAUUACGAAGUGGCAGAGCUGCUGGUUAGACACGGUGCGUCGGUCAACGUGGCAGACCUGUGGAAGUUCACCCCGCUGCACGAGGCCGCGGCCAAGGGCAAAUACGAGAUCUGCAAACUGCUUCUGAAGCAUGGAGCAGACCCCACCAAGAAGAAUCGGGAUGGAAACACUCCAUUGGACAUGGUGAAGGAAGGAGACACGGAUAUCCAGGACUUGCUUAGAGGAGAUGCAGCGCUUUUGGAUGCCGCCAAGAAAGGCUGCCUGGCCCGGGUCCAGAAACUGUGCAGCUUGGAGAACAUCAACUGCAGAGACACACAGGGACGCAACUCGACUCCGCUGCACCUGGCAGCUGGCUAUAACAAUCUGGAGGUAGCGGAGUAUUUACUUGAGCAUGGGGCGGAUGUCAACGCGCAGGACAAAGGUGGCCUUAUCCCCCUCCACAACGCAGCCUCGUAUGGGCAUGUGGAUAUCGCAGCCUUGCUGAUCAAAUUCAACACCUGUGUAAAUGCCACUGAUAAAUGGGCCUUCACGCCCCUCCACGAGGCUGCACAGAAGGGCCGUACGCAGCUCUGCGCUCUCUUGCUGGCUCAUGGGGCCGACCCCACCAUGAAGAACCAGGAGGGACAGACGCCGCUGGACUUAGCGACGGCUGAUGAUAUCCGGGCGCUGCUGGUUGAUGCCAUGCCCCCUGAAGCGCUGCCUAGUUGUUUCAAGCCUCAGGCUACGGUGGUCAGUGCUUCUGUCAUCUCUCCAGCUUCCACACCUUCCUGCCUGUCCGCCGCCAGCAGCAUAGACAAUCUGGCCGGGCCCCUGGCAGAGCUGGCUGUACCUGGAGCCUCAGGCCCUGCUGAUGGGGCUACUGGAUCAGAGAGGAAGGAGGGAGAAAUUACAAUUCUGGAUAUGAACAUCAAUCAGUUCCUGAAGAGUUUGUGUUUGGAGCAUUUACGGGAUAUUUUUGAGCGGGAACAGAUUUCGCUCGAUGUGCUGGCUGACAUGGGGCACGAGGAGCUCAAGGAGAUCGGGAUCAACGCAUACGGGCACAGACACAAACUCAUCAAAGGCAUUGAGAGGCUGCUGGGCGGUCAACAAGGUGCCAACCCAUACCUGACAUUCCACUGUGCGAGUCAAGGCACGGUUCUGAUCGACCUGGCACCUGAUGAUAAAGAGUUUCAGUCAGUGGAGGAGGAGCUGCAAAGUACGAUCAGAGAGCACAGGGAUGGUGGCAAUGCGGGGGGUGUUUUCAGCAGGUACAACAUUCUGAAGAUUCAGAAGGUGGUGAACAAGAAGCUGAGGGAGCGAUACUCACACAGGCAGAAGGAGAUCGCAGACGAGAACCACAACCACCACAACGAGCGCAUGCUCUUUCACGGGUCACCAUUCAUCAACGCUAUCAUCCAUAAAGGGUUUGAUGAGAGGCACGCCUACAUAGGGGGGAUGUUUGGGGCAGGGAUCUACUUCGCAGAGAACUCCUCGAAAAGCAACCAGUAUGUGUAUGGCAUCGGAGGGGGAACGGGCUGCCCCACACAUAAAGACCGCUCCUGUUACAUCUGUCACAGGCAGAUGCUGUUUUGCCGGGUGACUUUGGGUAAAUCCUUCUUGCAAUUCAGUGCCAUGAAGAUGGCCCACGCUCCCCCAGGACACCAUUCCGUCAUCGGCCGACCCAGCGUCAACGGGCUAGCCUACGCCGAAUACGUCAUCUACCGAGGAGAACAGGCCUACCCAGAGUACCUCAUCACAUACCAGAUCAUCAAGCCAGACAGCACACCUCCUUCCCCAGCAGCGGCGGAGCAGAAGUCCUAGUCUACGCGGGUCCCAGAUCAGCGGCCCUGCAAAACACUAAGACUGUUACCCAGACACUUCACACACAUCCACAGACGCCUCCUCGCGUUCACUCACCCGUAAGCCUCUGCACUGCCUCUUUAAUUUGCAGUUAUGCUCCAUUUCUGUCCUCGUGAGUGUUUACAAGAAAGAGUUGCCUUGGCUGGCCGUGUCCUGGACAUCGGCCACAGUGUUGCUUCAGGGCUCAGUGAAAGAACUGCUCCAUGAAAGACAACAAGUGACCUCUUCCCUGUCAUUUUACGCAAUCCAACACUGUUCAAGCAUUAGCUUACUUUCUUCGAAACGGUUUUACAAGUACUGUGAUUAAUUACCAAUUUUAUUUCAUCAAAAUGAUUCACAAUAAAAGACCAUGUCUCAAGGGGAUCUGACAUUUCUGCAAUCCUCCUUUCCAUUAUUGAAGUUCACUAAAGACCCAGAAAAUCUCAUUGUUGUGUUUUGUUUAACUUUAUGCAUUGUGGUUUUAAAGAAAAGCCUUGGGUGGGUUUUAAAGCAAAAAGAAUGUUGAUGCAGAGACCAGAACUAUUCAAAAAGCCUUUGACCACAAAAUAGCAAAAUUUUUGUUGUUGUUUUUUGUUGUGUUUGUUUUUUGGUACACACUUUUUACAUAUCUUUGCACAGGAAUACUGGUCAGAAUGUCCCAUUCCAUUGUCAUAGCUUAAUCCGAAAAUGAAUCUUUAAAAAAAAAACAUGCACUUUUAAGCAGGACUUAAGUUAUUCCAAAAAAAAAAAAAAAAAGACAGGUUAAAUAAAAUUCCAGUAAUGUACAGGUUGUGUAAUGGACAAUGCCUUUGUAUAGCUUUUAAUGUUGUUUACUGAUUCAGAGUGGGUUUUAUUACUGUAGUACUGUAAAGGAAGUGGGAAUUUUUGCUUUCAGAUCUUUUCUUCAAUAUUUUCAGACGAGCGCGUGACUCCGCUUUGGAAGUCGUUCCUUUUGCUUUUGGCUUGUUUUGGAUCACAACCACGGGAAUUCCUAAAUCUUGUCCAUUCCAGUCCUGUUUCUCUGAGGUCAGAGAAACGCCCUCUUUUACGAGGGUGUCCGUAACAUUUUAACUGUUACACACUACUGAUAUCAGCAUUCAUUGUUAACAGAAUGAAAUGAAGGACGUGGUUCUACCUCUGGAAGUCUCAUGGUUUGGUUGCUUUGCUCAGGUGUAGUUUGUUGUUCUGGACUUGUAUACCAGAGGACAUCUGCCUUACUCUAGGACUCUCUGUGUUCAAUCCAGAUAGAGAGAGAGAGAGAGCAGACCUUUCUUCUCCUCUUAGUAGUACGAGCACAGACAUGGCCACUGCUCCCCUCAAGCCAAUAUGUCGGAGAUUAACUCCUGAACUAUUUCUCAAUUCUCUGAGCUGUAUUUUUACUUUAUUUCCAUCUUCCUGUGAAAUUUUAUCAGAAAUGACUUGUACCGUAAGCCAUCUGCGGAUUAAUCAAACACUCGAUCAUGUAAAAUGUCUUAAUAAAGUACAUGUCAUAAA
This is a messenger RNA of Pimephales promelas (fathead minnow), 5550 nucleotides long. The record is from RefSeq and is a predicted model, not a curated record. Lineage: Eukaryota; Metazoa; Chordata; Actinopteri; Cypriniformes; Leuciscidae.